ACUCUCUGCCACACACAUACAUCAUCGGUUUUCCAUAGCCCAGUUGCUGCAGCGCUGCUCUUUUGCAGCUGCUGCUGCUGCCAUUUGCGGGCCCCACUCAUAUUUAUCUACUCAAAGAUCAAACCUUUUUUAUUAUCCAAUUAUUAUUAUCUCCUUUAAAAUAUUUCUAGUUUUGUAUUGAUACAACUUUAAACAGAGGUUAAUAAAGGCUGAUUUUGAUGCACAGUGAAGAAAGGCAGCCCCAUUUUGGUGAGAGAAAGCUAAUGCAGAGCUGCUAAAGUUAAAGGGCUUGAAUAUGGUGAUGUGCGGUAUGAUCGAUUUGAACACGGUGGACAAUGAGGAUGAAAUUGCGUCGGCCUGUGGCUCGCCUUCGUCGUCGGCGGCAUCGGGGAAUUUGGAAUCGGCUACGGCGCCGGCGCCGUCGGUGUCUAUGGAGCUGUGGCACGCGUGCGCGGGGCCGCUGAUUUCGCUGCCCAAGAGAGGGAGCGCCGUCGUGUAUUUCCCCCAGGGACAUGUGGAAUUCCUUGCCGAGCAUCCUGCUGUAGCUUAUGAUCUCCCUCCUCACGUCUUUUGCCGCGUUGUUGAUGUUAAACUCCAUGCGGAUGCAGCUAGUGAUGAGGUGUACUCACAGGUGUCACUGGUGCCGGAUCAGCAGAUUGAGCAAAAAUGGGGGGAAGGGAUAAUGGAAUCUGAGGUCGAAGACGAAGAUGUUGAAGGUGUGGGGAAGACCAUGACACCCCACAUGUUCUGUAAAACUCUUACCGCGUCGGAUACCAGCACACAUGGUGGAUUUUCUGUUCCUCGUCGUGCUGCUGAGGACUGCUUUCCUCCACUGGAUUACAAACAACAGAGGCCUUCACAGGAGCUUGUUGCUAAGGAUUUACAUGGAAUAGAGUGGAAGUUUCGUCAUAUAUACAGAGGUCAGCCUCGAAGGCAUUUACUGACUACUGGUUGGAGUGCAUUUGUCAAUAAGAAGAAGCUGGUGUCUGGAGAUGCUGUCCUUUUCCUAAGAGGUGGCGAUGGAGAACUCAGGCUUGGAAUUCGUAGAGCUGUGCAAAUCAAAAGUGGUGCUACCGUCCUCCCCGCCACUAGCCAACAGUUCAAUUCUAGCAGCAUUGCUGCAGUAGUGAAUGCUAUAUCCACUAGGAGUACGUUCGACAUUUGUUAUAAUCCAAGAGUGCGGUCAUCAGAUAUUAUUGUGCCUCAUCAUAAGUUUUGCAAGAGUCUCACACAAAGUUUUUCGUGUGGAAUGCGGUUCAAAAUUCGAUUUGAAACAGAAGAUUCUUCUGAUAGAAGGUGCAGUGGCCUCAUUGUUGGCGUCAGCGAUGUAGAUCCUGCAAGAUGGCCGGGUUCAAAGUGGAAGUGUUUACUGGUUAGAUGGGAUGAUAUGGAAGUCAAUCGUCUUAAUCGGGUUUCUCCUUGGGAGAUCGACGUAGCUGGUCCUAUGUCUGGACCCAACAGCUUUGCGUUGUCGGGCACCAAAAGAAAUAGGAUUGGCUUCCCACCAGCAAAACCCGAUGCUCCCAUUCACAGAGAUGGAAGCGAUGUUUCGGACUUUGGUGAGCCUCUACGGUUCCAAAAGGUCUUGCAAGGUCAAGAAGUAUUUCCUUUCGGCUCUCCAUACGCCGGAGCUGAAGCUUCUAGGAAUCACCUAUCAGACAUUAGGGGAUAUCCUAGCCUCAGCACCUUUAACGCUGGAGGAAACAGCAUCAGGCAACAUCACGCAGAUGCUCGGAAUUCGUCCAAUGUAGGCGAAUCCUUUCAAUUCCGUAAGGUCUUGCAAGGUCAAGAAACCAUGCCAAUCCUGUCAUAUGGGAGAGGUCCACAGGAAAAGAAUGCAAGCAAUGUUUAUAAUGGGAUUCAGGUGCCCAGGAAUGGUAAUUGCUGGUCCACCGCACCCCAGUACAAUGCUAGCCCCCGGCUUUCGCCAUCAAUGGUUCGAGGGCUAUCACCUUCUUCUGUACUACUGUUGCAGCAGUCGAAUCCUCAAAGCUCUCAAAUCACUUCACUGCUUCAUGGCUAUCAGAAUAAGCAUGAGACCAGCUAUCAGGAUUCGUUCCGUGUUCCUCAGAGAAUUACGAAUAAGUUUGCACCAUACGAUAUUGGCCCAAAAGACAGUCUGCAGCAUGGAUACAGAUCCCAUGGAGCCCCAGAAGCGCAUAAUAGCCCAACGGUGUCAACUCAUCGCCCUCUCCUUACUCAACCCCUGUUUAGGGACAACCAGAACUUUGUGUCGAUGUGUAAAGACAGCUGCAGGCUCUUCGGGUUCUCCCUGACCGAGGGGGUAAACGCAGAUAAUCAGGCAGCUGCAUCUGCUUCAGCUUAUGAAGAACAACUGCAUCAACCUCCUUUAGUGGCAAAGGUUAUGGCUAGCAGUUGUACUAAACCAAGAGACUUGCACGCAGUGAGAGACCGGCUUCUGGAUAUCGCGCUGUAAACACAAGAGUCAUGAAAGGCUUCUUAAAGCAGCAGCUCCUCAGGUACCCAUGUUAUUGCUGCUUUCACUUUGUAGUUGAAGAUUCAUGAAAGGGUAAGAAGAAGUUUUCUUGAUGACAAUACUAUUUAUUGUGUGUAUUAUUACUCUGACAGGUUACUCUUAUGUAUUUCUAGGUCCUAAUCAUGUCACUGACUGUUGUAUUCUUCUUUUAAGUGUAAAUCAUCACUAAAUGAUUUAAAGAGAUAAUAAUUGUGUUCUAGCUA
Messenger RNA from Salvia hispanica, 2700 nucleotides. Its product is annotated as auxin response factor 3-like. Gene Ontology annotation, cellular component: nucleus. NCBI's taxonomy places the organism in Eukaryota, Viridiplantae, Streptophyta, Magnoliopsida, Lamiales, Lamiaceae. Gene Ontology annotation, molecular function: DNA binding. The record is from RefSeq and is a predicted model, not a curated record. Gene Ontology annotation, biological process: response to hormone; regulation of DNA-templated transcription.